AUGGAAAGAGAAGCCGAAAACUUGCUCCCCCCCUUCGUGAGCGAACAAAACCAUUAAAAAAAUCCCUUUUUUUUGACCAAAAAACCCACCCUCCGUGAGCGAACAAAAAUUUUUUAUGGAAAAAAGUUUGAUAUAUAAGUUAUAAUUCUUCCUUUCCAAUUUUUGAGAAGUGGGAUUUUUUAAAAUUUCGAAAACAAAAUUUCUAUAUAAAUUGUUAAAAAAAAUUAACCCUCCUCCAUGAGCAAACAAAAUCUUUUUGUUCGCUCACGGAAGGGGAGUUAGAAAGAGCUAACUUACAAAGCACUUCUACUGAAGGAGCAGCUUACUAUGACGCUAAUAAUAAAUUUAAAGCAACUUCUGAAGGCUGCUUGGUUGAGUACUUAAAAUCCCACGGGUCAGCAACUUUAAGUGAACUUGAAAAUCAUAUUGAGUCGAAUUUUAGCUUGUUAAGAAAUCAAAAAGGCAAAAAAUACGUCCAAAUCCCAGAGCAACUGACCAGAUCAACCCUAAUCAGAAACAGGCGAAUUUUUAAUCUAGACCAGAAUGAAAAAUGGUCUCUUAUAGUAACUCUUAUUCAGGCUGGAAAUUUAGAAGACUUCGAGAAUGAACAAAUUGCAUUGAUUUCUAAGUACGCUAAAAAGAAAUUGGAAAAACAAAAGCAAAAAGAAGAGGAGAAAGCCCAAUACCUUGUAUUCAAAAACUUACUAAAAUUAGAUAAAGUGCUGAGAGAGGAAACUAAAGAAGGCGCCGGUGUUAAGAAAGCAAUUGAUGAAGCAUAUGCAUAUGCAAAAAUCGCUCAUAAUAAGUAA
Messenger RNA from Blepharisma stoltei, 809 nucleotides. The record is from the annotation of a GenBank genome assembly. Lineage: Eukaryota; Ciliophora; Heterotrichea; Heterotrichida; Blepharismidae.